This is a messenger RNA of Acanthamoeba castellanii str. Neff, 1542 nucleotides long. RefSeq names its product hydroxymethylglutarylCoA synthase. Gene Ontology annotation, biological process: acetyl-CoA metabolic process. Bases 1 to 1542 code for a protein of 513 amino acids. Gene Ontology annotation, molecular function: hydroxymethylglutaryl-CoA synthase activity. The record is from RefSeq and is a predicted model, not a curated record. Lineage: Eukaryota; Discosea; Longamoebia; Acanthamoebidae. The transcript is spliced from 9 exons.
AUGCGCCGCCAGUCUACGCUCGCCACCCUCGCCACCGCCACGCGCCGCUCGGCCACCAUUGCCGGAGUUCUGCGCAGCGUCAACGCAACGACUACCACGACGGCGUGCGGCCGCGGAGGUAUCGCUACCAUGCUGGCCACCUCCCCCACCACGUCGGCCAGGCGCGGUGUGGCGACCGAUUUCUCGCACUACCCGCGUGAUGUGGGCAUCGUCGCGCUUGAUGUCUACUUCCCCUCCACCUACGUUUCGCAGGCCGACCUCGAGACGCACGACGGCGUGGCUGCGGGCAAGUACACCGUGGGCCUGGGCCAGACCAGCAUGGCCUUCACCGGCGAUCGCGAGGACAUCAACUCCAUCUGUCUCACCGCGGUGCAGUCGCUGCUGGAGAAGUACAACAUCGACCCGAAGGACGUGGGCCGCGUCGAGGUGGGCACGGAGACCAUCGUCGACAAGUCCAAGUCGGUGAAGAGCACCCUCAUGGACCUCUUCCAGAAGGCUGGCAACACCGACAUCGAAGGCGUUGACACCACCAACGCCUGCUACGGCGGCACCAACGCGCUCUUCAACGCCAUCAACUGGGUGGAGAGCAGCUACUGGGACGGCCGCUACGCGGUGGUUGUUGCGGGCGACAUCGCCGUCUACGAGGCCGGGCCGGCCCGCCCGACCGGCGGCGCCGCGGCGGUGGCGAUGCUGAUCGGCAAGGGCGCGCCGAUCGUGUUCGAGCGCGGCAUCCGGUCGACGUUCAUGGAGAACGCGUGGGACUUCUACAAGCCCGUCAUGGGCUCCGAGUACCCGCUCGUCGACGGCGCCCUCUCCAACACCUGCUACCUGCGCGCCCUCGACCAGUGCUUCUACACCUACGCCGAGCGGUUCGAGAAGGCGCACGGCAAGAAGCUGAGCCUGGAUGCUGACGUGGACUACGCGCUCUUCCACUCGCCCUACACCAAGCUCGUCCAGAAAUCCUGGGCUCGCAUGAACUAUUUGGAGGCCGUCAAGAACGAAGCGCACGCGCUGCACGAGUCGCUCAAGUCGCAGAACAAGCUGCAGCCGGAGACCACCUACGAGGACAACAACCUCAUGAAGGAGGUCAUCAAGUACAGCGACGCCACCUACAAGUCCAAGGUCGGCCCCUCGCUCACGCUCCCCAAGGAGCUGGGCAACAGCUACUGCGGCUCCCUCUACACGGGCCUCCUCUCGCUCGUCGCCUCCCACGCCGACGCCGCCACAAGUGAGGCGGAGAAGAGGGCGCUGAUGUUCUCGUACGGGUCUGGGCUGGCAGCGUCGCUGUUCUCGGUGAAGCUCAAGUCGGGCCUCAAGAAGAUCGCCGACACCUCCAACUUCCAGGCCCGCCUCGCCCAGCGCAAGAAGGUCGCCCCCGCCGACUUUGUCGAGGCCCUCAAGAGGAGGGAGACGGCGACGUCGGAUGAUGUGCCGAAGCCGUUCGUGCCGAGCGACAAGGUGGAGGACCUGUUCCCGGGCACCUUCUACCUGGAGCAGGUCGACGAGAAGUUCAGGCGCACCUACGCCCGCAACCAGCAGUAG